Messenger RNA from Bacidia gigantensis, 411 nucleotides. RefSeq lists its product as uncharacterized. The transcript is spliced from 3 exons. Gene Ontology annotation, cellular component: nucleus. Gene Ontology annotation, biological process: protein phosphorylation. Bases 1 to 411 code for a protein of 136 amino acids. Lineage: Eukaryota; Fungi; Ascomycota; Lecanoromycetes; Lecanorales; Ramalinaceae. The record is from RefSeq and is a predicted model, not a curated record. Gene Ontology annotation, molecular function: protein kinase activity.
AUGGAGCCCAUCUGCGGCUCCAAAAUCGAAACGAAGGUGAUCAACCAAGUAAAACGGGCCUCUCGAGGUAAUAGUCGGAAUACUGCAGCCAGUUUCUUCAAGAGGGAACUCCUCGACUAUCCCAACGCCGAAACCUCUAAAGCAUCCAAAAAAUAUGUCCGAGCCAUGAGACCACUGAAGGAUGUGAUCACUCCUACCAACCCCUUCCAAACAAAUUUCCUCGACCUCCUUCGCCGCAUCUUUGUCUACGACCCUAAACGGCGCAUCACCGCCAAAGAAGCCCUCGAACACCCCUGGUUCCAAGAGAACAUCCGGGACGACGGAACAGAAGCGCUGAAGCUGCGACUUGCACGCGAAGAUGAACAAGUAAAAGCAGAGCAGUACGAAGAGGACGAUGAUGACUAUGCGUAG